Molecule: messenger RNA, 310 nt
Organism: Oppiella nova
Lineage: Eukaryota; Metazoa; Arthropoda; Arachnida; Sarcoptiformes; Oppiidae
Source: the annotation of a GenBank genome assembly
CUCGUGGGCCAAACCAGUGCCGGAAUAGUGGGUCUCAUUGUUGGAUACGGCGGGUGUCAGACCGCCUGCAAUGCCGCGUGGGUCGCAUGCCUGGCCACUGCCGGUGUAGUAGCGGGUACAGUGACUGCUGGUGCCGGAGCACCGGCCGCUGUGUUAGCGUCUUCAAGGCGUUUGUAUGGCCAGUUGUGCCGCAGGAUUUCUGUUGGCCCCUACACCUUAGUCUCCCUGGUGUCCACAUAAUGUCAAAUUCUCUAAUAAUUGGAUCCCUUUCUAAGCUUUUUUGUAUUUUGUUUAACUCAUGAUAUUAUUG